Oncorhynchus kisutch (coho salmon) is the source of this 2539-nucleotide messenger RNA. Its product is annotated as DEP domain-containing mTOR-interacting protein-like. Bases 374 to 829 code for a protein of 151 amino acids. Gene Ontology annotation, cellular component: plasma membrane. Gene Ontology annotation, molecular function: GTPase activator activity; guanyl-nucleotide exchange factor activity; protein binding. The record is from RefSeq and is a predicted model, not a curated record. The transcript has 5 exons. Gene Ontology annotation, biological process: positive regulation of GTPase activity; regulation of signaling; G protein-coupled receptor signaling pathway. Lineage: Eukaryota; Metazoa; Chordata; Actinopteri; Salmoniformes; Salmonidae.
ACGAAAAUCGUUACAGUUUGUGUGCGUGUGUGUGUGUAAUAGAGAAUGUCCUGUCCUUCCACUCCACCUUGCCUGACCACAGUGACCAGUGGAAAACUCCACUGUUUCUUUCCCUACCUCCAUUAGAGCAUUAGUGAUCCCAAGAUGCCUUUCUCAGCUGUUAUCGCCUACCCUGGGAUAGCCUGGCAACAAGUCAUCCCUCAACCCCUCCCACUCCCUCCCGGCCAGCCUAGACUGUUUACUCUCUCUGGGGGUUAACAUUUAACAUUUAUACCGGAGCACCACAGCUGACUACAUCAUCAGAGAUUGUGGACAGCAACCUUCCCAAGUUACUUGGCACUUUGGCUGGCAAACCUUUGAAGUGAAUUGUACGAUGGGACCUCGGACAGCUGUCACUCCAUCUAAGGAAAGAAAGAUGGUGUCCGGGGGGCAAGAUAACAGUUUUAGUAGUGGCAACAGCGGGUAUUGUAACAGAGGUCCCAUGCUUAGCCCUACCUCACCUGUGCUGUCAAACCCCAAAUCAGUGCUAAAGAGACAUGUAAGUCCAGAGGAGCUUCGGAGACCAGGAGGUUCAUACAUAAAGAGGACGUUUACAAUUGUGGGUGAUGCGGUGGGCUGGGGCUUCGUGGUCAGGGGGAGUAGACCAUGUCAUAUCCAGGCAGUGGACCCCAGUGGCCCUGCAGCAGCAGUAGGAGUGAAAGUGCGCCAGUUUGUGGUCUCUGUCAAUGGUCUGGACGUCCUGUCUCUGGACUACAAGACGGUCAGCAACCUCAUCCUCACUGGAUCGCGGACCGUGGUCAUGGAGGUUAUGGAGGAGUCUGAUUGCUGAGGAUGAGGUUGUAUUGUAUUCGGUUACAGUCAACUUAAGGCCUCAGUAACCCAUUGGCUCUUGGUGGUCGAAAGCUUAAGAGUAAGAAUGUGGACUGUAUUGGCCGAAAUAAAUCCAUAGAUACCUUAUGACCUUGAUAUGGAGCCAAAUGGACUUAGCUACAUGAUGGACUUGAGACGCGGGGUCACAGCAACAGAAACCUGACGAGCCCCACUGUGAAGCCGCGUGUGUGCUUACAUCAUCAGUCUGAGACUCUGGCCAGUGUUCUGUGGUUAACAUGGAUACUGCUUGUGUUUUUUUUGCUCUCCCACAGCAGUUUAGACUUUUGACCUGUGCGCCUGCUGUUUGCUUUUCCACCCACUCCCUCGUUUGCUCCAAUGGAGGGUUCCUUCCUAGAAAGACAAGUACUUAGGGUGUUGUUGAUUAAGUGAGGUGGCACAUAUUGUCAACAACACCGCACUUUGUGACGUGGCAGAGGUGUUUUUGAGAGCAGAAUAAUUUAUUUCGAUGAUUUAGCUUUGCAUUUUGCUUGGAAUAUGUUUGGCAUUGAAUGCUAAAGUUUGGUAGUGGGAGUAACCUUGUAUUCAUAUUGGACUGAAAAUAGCACAAUACUGUCAAACUGCAGAUCACAUACUUUCUGGCAGCAUAAAAAGGCUUGGAUGUCAUCUUGGUUUCUGAUUCCACUGCAAUAUUUUUUGGAAACCCACAAUACUGAUAAAAGUUCAAAUAAUCAAACAGUAGUAGCCUAUCAACAUGUUAAUCCUUUUUUUAAAUUGAUUUUGAAACAACAAAUCCGUGUGUUAUGUUAAUGCACAUAGAUAGGUUAUAGCAGUGAUAUUGUGCAUUUUGUCAAAUAUGUCAAGGGUAAUGCAUGAUCACAUAGUCUAACACAAGGUAUAAAGGACCCAAAGCACUAAAGGAGUUGUACUUUCAUAUAGCCAUAUAGCCCGACCCUAUACAUUUGUUAUGGUCAACUUUAAAGGGUAUUAGUGCAGACCAGAACAGCAAAGAGUAUCUGAAUUUGUGUUAGCGUCUGAUCAGUGUGAAAAGAUUUCAAUUAGCCAAUGAAUUAAUAAAAAUAAAGUAAUUUAAUGGAAAAUGUUAGCAAAUGUGUAUUUGAAUCAAUGUUUAUGAUAUUAAAGCAAUAACAUGAUUCAUCACUUGCAAAUAAUCAAUCUUAUUAUUGUUAAAAAUCACGUCAACGGAAGCAAAUUCUUUUAGCAACAUCACCAGAAAAUCAAUAUAAUGGAUAGAAAUGUAACAGCUUCAAUCGAAUAGCAAUAAAGUAAGAGCAUUUAUUGAACCCUGACGGGAACUUGAAACCGCAAUAAAAGUUUAAAUAACCUUGAAGAUCAAGAUCAACAGGAUCAUAUUGGCAUUCCUAGAUUAAGUGGUUAUAAUAUCUGGUCAAGGAGUGUGCAUUGUGCAAUAAAAUCUGUAGAUGGCAUGUGAAUUAUAACAACAUUCAAUCACGUAAAGAGACUAUAUGGCUCUGACCACCAGGUGGCAGUAUGUACCAUAUAUACAACUGAUAUUUCCCAACUGGAAAUAUAUAUAUACAUAUAUUGACUGAAUAUCCAAAUCUCUUUUACAGGCUUUUUACUGUAAAUACCUUUCCAGUACUUUGAGAAGUUGUUUUGUUUGUCAUGUUUGUUUGAUGUCACUUUUGCCACAAUAAUAUUACAAUAAUAAACCACAAGCUGUAUUAUA